Messenger RNA from Aspergillus neoniger CBS 115656, 1144 nucleotides. RefSeq names its product 6-phosphogluconolactonase. Gene Ontology annotation, molecular function: 6-phosphogluconolactonase activity. The transcript has a single exon. Lineage: Eukaryota; Fungi; Ascomycota; Eurotiomycetes; Eurotiales; Aspergillaceae. Bases 235 to 1035 code for a protein of 266 amino acids. The record is from RefSeq and is a predicted model, not a curated record. Gene Ontology annotation, biological process: carbohydrate metabolic process; pentose-phosphate shunt.
UUGUGAUUCGCUUUCGGCAGGUACGGAGUCUUUCCAGUGUCUCCUCUGCUGCCCCGCCACACCCCGCCUGAAGCUGUUGACCGAAAACCACCACCACCACCAACUACCUACCAACUACCAAGUAACCAGCGACCGAGAAUACUACCCUUUCUUCUCUUCUUCCAACUCGUGAAUUUUCCCAUCUUACUUCUCUCCCUAACCCCCAUCUCACCCGCGUCUUAUCUAGCCGUAACAAUGGCCGGAUCUGCUCCCAACCUCUACAGUUUCCCUAACAACGACGCUUUGGCCCAGCAAUUGAGGCCCUACGUCUUGCGGUGUCAGAACUCGGCCCUCAGCCGUCACAGCACAUUCCGCGUCGCAGUCUCUGGUGGCUCCCUUCCGAAAGUCCUCGCCCAAGCUCUGCUGGCCCCUGGAAAUGGCUCCCCCGAGGAUACCGCUCAGUUCUCCAAGUGGGACAUCUUUUUUGCUGAUGAGCGCGCCGUGCCCCUCGAUCACGAAGACAGCAACUACCGCCUGCUGAAGGAAGAGCUACUGAACAAGAUCCCCUCGGAACUGGGUGCCCCGACCGUGCACACGAUCGACGCCGAUCACGUCAAUGAUGACGACCCGCAGGAACUGGCGGAUUUGUACCAGGAAGAGCUGAUGCGCUCCUUUGCCGCCAAGGAUAGCGUCAAGCUGCCCGUUUUCGAUCUGAUCCUACUGGGAUGUGGCCCCGACGGCCACACUUGCAGUCUCUUCCCCGGACACGAAUUGCUGCGGGAGAAGGAUUCCUGGGUGGCUGCCAUCAGCGACUCUCCUAAGCCGCCCCCGAAGCGCAUUACUCUGACUUUGCCCGUGGUGACUCACGCCCUUAACGUCGCCUUUGUCGCUACUGGCGGUGGAAAGAAGGACAUCAUGAAGCAGAUCUUUGACGCUGAGGAGGGGAGAGACCUACCCUCCGCUCUCGUCAACCAGGGUGGUGGCGAGAAGGUGAGCUGGUUUACCGAUAAUGCAGCCGUGGAGGGAGUCGCUUUCCCCCGUCGUGGAAGCCUGUAACUUAAAAGUGGGAAUGGUACGAAACUGCUUUCAUAUGAUGGCUGGGGUGAAGGAUAAGAGGGAGAGAGUCAUGGCGAGGCUACGGAAGGAUUCAACUAAUCUCAAAAGG